Funneliformis geosporum is the source of this 156-nucleotide messenger RNA. Lineage: Eukaryota; Fungi; Glomeromycota; Glomeromycetes; Glomerales; Glomeraceae. The record is from the annotation of a GenBank genome assembly.
ACUCCUAAGCCAAUUAUUCCAAUUCCGGAGGUGAUUAGUUUAGUAAUUUCUUGUUCGCGUUGUUUAUUAAGAGCCGGAGCCUUAGUUUUACAAUCUUUACAGCAAGCCGUAAUCUUUUUUUUCUUACCCGUUUGCGGGUCAAAUCAGUCAUUUUGA